AUGUCUGGUAUACCCAAACCUGGAAGUGGCUCGCCGGCCGCAUCUGCUGGUUUAUGGCAUUCGGUUUCGACAUUUGUACGAAGACAUAGAGGUGCCGCAUAUGCCAUCGGUGCUGUUGCAGUUUUUGCAACAGCCGGAGGAAUUUACCAUGUGAAGCAGCAAAAGACUGCCAGAAAAGGAAUUAGUUCCAGAAAAUCUGAAAAGCAAACAUCUGAAAAGCAAAAGACCGAAGAGGAGCCUGAAUCUGGUAAAACAGAGGGUGACGAACAGGAAGAUGAAAGAGUUGAAGACUCUAGCAAAGGCUCCGAUGUAACAGCAGGAUCUGCUGCUGCUGCUGCCGCCGCUGCUAAGAAGAAGAAGAAAAACAAGAAGAAGCUUAAAAAUAAAAAGUCCGGUGACUCGACUGCCGAGAAAAUUGCUACUGAAGAAUCUGUGAAGUCUAUGUCAAAGGAGGAACGUGCAAAGCUUGCCACUGAACUCAAGACUCUUGGAAAUAAGGCUUAUGGACAAAAGGAAUAUCCCAAUGCUAUUGACUUUUAUUCCCAAGCCAUCACUUGUUCUCAUGACCCUAUCUUCUUUUCGAACCGUGCUGCUUGUUAUUCUGCCAUCGGAGAUUUCGAACAAGUUGUUAAGGAUACCACCGAAGCUCUCAAACUCGAUCCUACAUAUGUCAAAGCUUUAAAUCGUCGCUCUUCUGCUUAUGAGCAACUCGAGAAGCUGGACGAUGCUUUGAUGGACAGUACUGUUUCUUGUGUUUUCGAUGGUUUUGCAAACGAAAGCAUGACCGCUACCGUUGAACGUUUGUUGAAGAAGGUUGCUGAAAAGAAGGCUGUUGCUCUCAUGGCUGGACGUCCUCCCAAACUUCCUGCUGCUAGUUUCAUUCAAACUUACUUGGACUCUUUUCGCCCUCAAUCUAAGCCCGACUUUAAUGAAGAGUAUGAAGGCGAUCGUAUUCUCAGCUCUGCUUACGACGCCCUCGAUAACGGCGACUAUCAGCUUGCUUACGAUCAAGCCAAAAAGGCUGCCACCGUCGCUUGCUCCAGUGCACCUAUCAGUGCCCGUGCUUACAACUUGAUCGGUACCUUUAAAUUUGUUUCUGGUGAUUCUAAAGGAUCUAUGGAAGAAUUUAAUGAAGCCAUCAAUCUCGACUCUUCUUUCAUUCAACCUUAUGUUCGUCUUUCUGCUGCCUAUCUUGACGAAAACGACCAUGAUAGCAUGUGGAACAUUAUGCAGAAGGCUGAAUCUGUUAAUGAUAAGGAUUCCGAUCUUUACUAUCAUCGUGCUCAGGUUCACUUUGUUUCUGGCGAAUUUGCUGAAGCUAUUGCUGAUUACAAUAAAUCAAUUGCUUUGGACGAUUCGUUCAUUUAUAGUUACAUUCAGCUCGGUGUUGCCCAGUACAAGAUUCAAGCCUUGAACCAGUCCAUGAAGACCUUUGAGGACUGCAAGAAGAAAUUCCCUGGCUGCAGUGAAGUAUAUAACUACUUUGGUGAGAUUCUUUUGGAUCAACAAAAGUUCGCCGAAGCAGUUGAAAACUUUGAUCGUGCUAUCUCCAUUGAGAAGAGAGAACGUUUGACAAUUAUGAGUGCUAUGCCCUUAAUUAACAAAGCUCUCGCUGUGUUUCAAUGGAAGAAGGAUAUUAAACAAGCUGAAAGCUUGUGUCGUCAAGCCUUGUCUGCUGAUCCUGACUGCGAUAUUGCAAUUGCCAGUAUGGCUCAAUUUUUGUUGCAACAAGGCAAGGCUCAAGAGGCCCUUUCUUACUUUGAGCAAUCGGCCCAGCUUGCUCGUACUGAAGCUGAAAUGGUGAAUGCCUUCUCUUAUGCUGAAGCAACUCGCACACAAAUUGCAUUGACAGAAAAAUAUCCUCAAUUGGUAGGCCGUUUAAGUCAGUCUAUGUAA
Messenger RNA from Schizosaccharomyces osmophilus, 1896 nucleotides. RefSeq names its product mitochondrial TOM complex TPR repeat subunit Tom70 (gene tom70). Gene Ontology annotation, molecular function: protein binding. The record is from RefSeq and is a predicted model, not a curated record. The coding region runs from base 1 to 1896 and encodes 631 amino acids. Lineage: Eukaryota; Fungi; Ascomycota; Schizosaccharomycetes; Schizosaccharomycetales; Schizosaccharomycetaceae. The transcript has a single exon.